UGCUGUCGGGAGCGAGGCCUCAGUUUCAUUCCUUGGUCUCUGCCUUAUUCUCACCAGACGAAGAAGAGAAGGAACAACGGGCGGGCCAAGAAGGGCCGUGGGCACGUCCAGCCCAUCCGAUGCACCAACUGCGCCCGCUGUGUCCCCAAGGACAAAGCGAUCAAGAAGUUUGUCAUCAGGAACAUUGUCGAGGCCGCAGCAGUCAGAGACAUCUCUGAGGCCAGCGUCUUCGACUCCUACGUGCUGCCCAAGCUGUACGUGAAGCUCCAUUACUGCGUCAGCUGUGCCAUCCACAGCAAGGUGGUGAGGAACCGCUCCCGGGAGGCCCGCAAGGACCGGACCCCCCCGCCCAGGUUCAGACCCGCUGGUGCUGCCCCACGGCCUCCUCCCAAGCCUAUGUAAAGAGACGGCGGAAAAUGUGUCUAAAAGCAAUCUAAAUAAAGGAUUCCACCAUAA
Molecule: messenger RNA, 456 nt
Organism: Rhea pennata
Lineage: Eukaryota; Metazoa; Chordata; Aves; Rheiformes; Rheidae
Gene: RPS26
Product: ribosomal protein S26
Exons: 3
Biological process (GO): translation
Cellular component (GO): cytosolic small ribosomal subunit; ribosome
Molecular function (GO): mRNA binding; structural constituent of ribosome
Source: RefSeq, a predicted model, not a curated record